UAUUUUUUCAGCCUUUGUUUUGACACGGCACGUCACGCUGAGACCAACGGUCUCUUUUGCGAAUGACGCAUUUCGAAUGAAUCAGAAAUCAUAGACAGAUGGCUAGACCUCCUCCCCACUUGAUCUUUCAUCACAGAAUUGUAGAUACUUGUAAUUUUAGAGACCAACGGUCUCUUUUGGGAAUGAGCCCUGCUUCCACACAACAAAUACACGCAGCUACAUCCUGAAAAUGCAUUGCAAACUACUUCCAAAUGGAAAUGGCGCUGGUACGUCCUCAUAAUUGCUGCCUAUGCUCUCCCAGGGGUUUUUUCCUCUAUCAAUCUCUAUGGUAUGUUCUUUUUUCUCAAGUUAAUUGAGUCUAGGCUGUUUCCUUUCCUCUUAAUGCACAUGACCAACCUAGGGGUUUCUAUCUUUCAUCCCAAAAAAAGCCUCACAGUUUUGUUCUUGGUGAUGUAAAUGGGUUAGUAGCACACUGCUUAAAAUAGUAAUACUUUUUACAAGAUGAAUUUGAUGGGUUGGAUCCUUGCCGUGGCUCUAGUUUUUGGGACCUCAAAUGUCAAGAUCUCUUCAGCGGGUCCUUUCCAUGCGCAAUGCAAAGUAGAAUGGUACUUUAGUGUCCCCUGUAAACAGGUCUUCGAGAGCCUAGUCACCCAGAUCAAGAAGUGGAGGACUAUGUCCAGCUGUGCCAUGGGGGGACAGAAGUGCCUCUACAAGCUCCAGGCAUCCGCUAGCCACUUCAUAGCAGCCAAACACACCACACCAUUUAAGAAGUCUGUCGAUGACAUCACCUUCCGUCUGGUCUCAUCCCUGUUAUCCAGCCACUGUCAUGUCUCGGCCAUGUCUGUCUCAGAGAACUGGUAUGCCAUUAAAGAUCAUGGCACCAACUACUGCAACCUCUACAAUCUCAUGGAAGGAAGCGGACUUACAGACGCCCCUGGAUACAAAGAAAUCACCAGCGACUUCCUGUGUACCCAGCGCUCCUCCGCUAACUGCACAGUGUACUGAUUUAUCUUCAGAUCUCUUUUUUAUUCAUGUUUCUUCUCCUUCUACAUUAUCAUUUGGAGUUCGAUUAAAAUCAUUGUUAUUAGGUACAGAACCGUCCAUCGUCUAGCUUAACAAUAAAGUCUAAACUUUGAAGAAAGAGGUAAAAGUUUGAUCAGUGAGGUCCAUCUUGCUGUCUCAAGCUGGUCUAAAAUGGGUUGUAAAUAUAGCUCUCGUGUUUUUCUAUACCUCUGAGGUGAGUCGCGGUCUGAGGAGGGGUAUCAUUCUUUUUGACACCUAAACCAGUUUUUCCCUUACAAGCAGUGGUGCCGGGGUGAAAAAAACACAGCGAGUGAUGUGAAUUGCAGGGCAGGUUUUAUUAGGACAGCAAUAUGCUCAGCUGGGCUUUGCCAUCCAUCACAGAAAGGGUUUUCAGAGUACUGCUAAAAGACACAUUGCCACGGGCAUCAAUGUCUACAACUGCCUCCCAAAUGUCGCCCUAAUCCCUAGAUAGUGCGCAAGCUUUGACAAAGACCAAAUUGGCUUCUGGUAUAACAUAGUGCACAAUAAAGGGGACAGGGUGACAUUUGGGAAGUAAACAAUUGCAAUGCUUUAGUUCGGCCUGGUAGCUUUCAUCUCCGGUCAACAGAUGGCAGUGUCUUCAAGCUUCUCAUUAUGGUUAACUUAAAUUACUUAUUGAACCACAGCCAGGCUAAUUUUUCAAAGCAAAGGUGUUUGGAUUUCACAAUGAAUAUAGACAGUGGAUUAAGAAGAGGGCAACCAUUCCACAAAGACAUAGAUCUUUUUCCAGCACCCAUAUUUCACAGCUUAACCUUAAAAGUGGAAAGAUAUAUUUGGAUUAAAGCACAGCUCUUAUUUCUGUAGAAGUGCAAUAUAACAAAGAGAUAGGUGCCUAAAUAAAUCUACUGGUUGUUUUAUAACAUGCAAUAUGUUAUCUAAUGUAAUAAAUGUAUUAAAAUGGCACUUUAACAAACACUUACAGCAUAGUCAUAACAGGACUUGGGGAUAUUGGGAUGGUUGUCGUGGAACUGACAAAAUGGGCUCUGAGAGAUCAUUUUUAAUUGACAGUUUUAUGUUCAUCUGACAGUUGGCUCCUUCCUCUCAUCCAUCCAAAUGGGAAUGAAUUCUGUUCCACUUCAUUUCAUUCAGUCCAGUUAAAUAGAUGCUUAUUUAACAAGUAUGUUGUUACACAUGUAAAUACUGUUAUGCAUGGCCAAACAUUUAUACGUUAUGCAUUUUCUGGAUGAAGGAUGUUCUUGGAUGACCUGAAGUGUAAGUAUUUUGGAGUGAUCCUGUUAUGUACAUUGGUGCAUACGUAUGUGUCCUUACCUUUCUGCGGUUAGACAGAGCAACUCAUUACAGCAAUUCUCCUUUCCUGUGCACAAAAUAGUGUUGAAUUUCCUCUUACAAGAAAAAAAUGUAGCCUGUAGUCUAUACUGUUAGGUUCAGUUUCCCCCUUAAAACAGACCAUAUCAAGCUAUCAAAAUCCUCCCCAACACUAAUGAAUGUCUCUGGGGGUCCCAGGGGCUGUCAGAGGCCGCACUGCAACAGACAGUUCAACUGUGGCGCUGAGUUCGACUGUGGCCCAAAUCAGUUCCUCCAGAGAUUUGUUUUUGUGAUUCCUGCUUGAUUUCACUUUGGAUAUCAUUUUGGACUUUAGCAAUUGUUCCCUUUUGCGAAAAUACAUGCAAUAAUUAGAUGGUUUAAUAGAAACAUAGCACAGUGAUCUGUCAAAUAUUCAAGCCUAACCAGCAGUCAAUGUUGAUUUUUAAAGAACUCUGCAGAAUUACACCAUCCCGGAGAGGUUCAUAAACAGCACCAUUAGUGCUGUUUAAACAUUAGUGCCUUACUUUUAACCAUUUGAGCGCUAAUCAAAAAGUAACGCACUACAAAGGCAGCCAUUUUGGAUACACUUUAUGUCAGGGCCCAAACUGGCAGGGGGACCACGUAAUCACAUGUUAUGUUUUGAACAGUAUUGAGAAGCACGGCAACAUCUAUAAACCACCCUGGAGAGUAAAAGAUAUAGGCAUGGAGACAUGAUCUCAAGGACAAACAGGUUGUCCUCUAGCCAGAAAGGAACCAACCUUGUAAUCCUUUUCUCUUGAAGGCAAUGUUACUCUUCUGGAAUUUUCUGCAGACUAACCUUCCAUGUUGGUUAUACUAUUACAAUCCGGUUUCCAUAAAGUUAGGAUUCUGCGUAAAAUGCUAAUAAAAACAGAAUGCAAUGAUGUAAAUCAUUAAUCCCUAUA
Molecule: messenger RNA, 3251 nt
Organism: Esox lucius (northern pike)
Lineage: Eukaryota; Metazoa; Chordata; Actinopteri; Esociformes; Esocidae
Exons: 5
Coding region: 502-1005 (167 amino acids)
Source: RefSeq, a predicted model, not a curated record